AUGGACUUUAUCCUAUCUGUCUUUCCACGGACAGUGUGCUUUGUUGACACUUUCUCCACGCAGGGCUUUUAUUGUGAAGGUCCUGAAGCGGUCCUGUGGAAGGUCAGCUGACUGAGGACGAGCUACGCACAUACCUGACCUGCACAUUCACUGUUCAAUUGGAUCCAUCGCACCAUGCUGCCUGACAAAGAUGGUCCAGGUGUGGAUGGAGGACAGAGCUCACCUGGGGGAGAGGACCCUUCUGUCAGCCUGUUCAGACACUACCUCCGUCUCAAAACUGUCCACCCAGAACCAGACUAUGAUGCUGCUCUUAAGUUCCUGGACAGAAUAGCAGCAGAGCUUCAGCUACCCAUGAAGAAGAUUGAGGUUUUUCCGGGCAGGGUUGUAUCAAUCAUGACAUGGGAAGGAACAAACCCGAAGCUGAAGUCCGUCUUAUUAAAUUCCCACACGGAUGUUGUGCCUGUUUUUCAGGAACAUUGGAAAUACGAUGCUUUCAGUGCUUUCAAAGAUGCAGAGGGCAACAUUUAUGCCCGGGGAACACAGGACAUGAAAUGUGUAACUAUACAAUACAUCGAGGCGAUUCGGAGACUGAAGUCAGAGGGACGGAAACUGAUGCGCACUGUGCACCUAAUGUUUGUUCCUGAUGAAGAAGUUGGGGGUCACAAGGGAAUGGAGACAUUUGUGAACCAUCCAGAGUUUAAAAACUUAAACAUUGGCUUUGCACUCGACGAAGGUUUGGCCAAUCCCAGUGAGGCUUUCACUGUGUUUUAUGGAGAAAGGAACCCCUGGUGGAUUACAAUCCACUGCCCGGGCAGUCCAGGCCAUGGGUCUAGAUUUGUGGAAAAUACUGCGGCUGAGAAGCUGCGCCAAAUCAUCAACUCUUUCCUUGACUUCAGGGAGAAAGAGAAACACAGGCUAAAUACCAGUGAGUGUUUUACACUCGGAGAUGUCACCACCGUGAAUAUGACCAUGGUGAAAGGGGGCGUGGCCUACAAUGUCAUCCCAGCUGAAAUGGAUGUCAGCUUUGACCUGAGAAUACCACCCACAGUAAAUCUACAGGAGUUUGAAGGACAGAUCCAGCAGUGGUGUAAGGAAGCAGGGGAGGAUGUCACUUAUGAAUUUGCUCAGAAACAUAUGAACCAGAAUGUGACCUCCACAGAGGAGAGCGAUCCAUGGUGGAGUGCUUUUAGUGCAGCCUGCAAGGAAAUGAACAUGACUUUGGAAAAGGAGAUCUUUCCAGCUGCGACAGAUAGCCGUUUUAUCCGAGCGGUUGGGAUCCCUGCUAUCGGCUUUUCACCAAUGAACCGGACACCAAUCCUGCUGCACGAUCACAACGAGUAUCUGAAUGAGCAGGUCUUUCUGAGAGGCAUCAGUGUGUACGAGAAACUCAUCCCAGCUCUGGCCGGCGUGGUUGCCUUUCCUGAUGAGGCUUAGAUAAGUCUUUAUUUCUAAUGAUCUCUGAACCACAUUUCACUGAUGAUCUAAUUAUUUAACUUGAAUUUUUGCAUAGAUUACCAAAGAAUAAUAAUAACACAUGUAUAAUAAAGCCAACUGAGCAGUACCUUUGGUACUAUAAUUUUAUUUUUAUGAUUCUCAGGAUGUAGGCACAAGAGCUUUCCAUUACUUAUUAUUACAACUGUUUUUUUAGGCAGUGUAUGUCAUUGUUGGUUGAAUGUGUGGGAAUAUCAGCUAUUGUGAAAACAGUAGUUUAAAUUAAUAAGGAAAAAAUCUAUAUCAUCAUCCAUGAAUAACUCAAAUGUGAAUUAUUAAACACUUUUUUAAUUUAGUGAAAUUUGAAAAUGUUUUCAAGAAUUUUAUUCAAUAAAAAUGAAUUAAUAAAUAACAGAUUUAUGUAUUUGUUGAGAAUUAUUUUGUUUUUCACAUGAAAAGAGAAAAGGCCUGUGUUCAGCGCACUAAUAGUUAAAAAUACCUAUCAGUGCGAAACAAAAUGAGAUCUGUGUUACACAGAGUGAGAUCUUGCUGCCUACAGCAAAGGCGUUUAACCUGCAGAACCAACCAUCUGCUUCAAGGACAGGAUAUUAAAUUUACCAUAACUACAUCAAUAACACUUUCCAAACAUCAGUGAAAACACUGAAUCCAUCAGUGCAGCCAUCAUAUUAUCAUAAAGUGCUCUCCAACAUUAUCCGCAGGUACACUGCUGUGGUGUUCUGAAUGAGAGUGAAUGAGGACGCCCACGGCCCACUGAUUUUCAGCAUAAACCACUGAUUCCACUUUUCCUCAAAUGGCAACAAUCAGGAAGGCAGGAAUAAAGAUAAUUUUAUCCAAAAUAUGUCUUUAAAUAUUCAGUGAAUAGUAAUUAUUCUAGUGCAUCAGUGGAAGCAACAUAAAUAUCUCAAAGUGUCUUUAAUAUGUUUCUGUUUAUAUUGUAUAACUAAACAUGUCUGGCCAGACGAUGAUAAACAAAUGGCAUAAAAAGAUUUUAGAUUUAUGCAGGAGAGGUUAGUUUAAAUGUAAAACAAAAAAAGAAUAAUCCUAAAGAGGGAUAUUAUGAAAUGGAGGUGCAGUGGAGGAAACAACAGAUUAAAGGUUUCCUUUUGAUUUAUAAUGAAAAUGCUGUUUACACGAGGUAAAGGUUGGACUCAUCUACAGUUGAGCUCCCUUUGGAGUUGUCGUCCAAUUAACAGCGUAUGACUCUCCAAGGGGGACUGGCAGGAAGGCCGUGCAGUCGGUAAUUAGUCUUCUCUCUCCCCAGGACAUGACAGCAGUAUUAGCACAUGGGGCUGAGAGGGAGAUGACUAAAAGCUGAACCCACAUCCUUCCUCCCAGAGGGGGCAGGAAUAGGUGCAGUCAUCCUGUCGGGUCAACUGUCGAGCAUCUGAAUGUUUGACUGCGGAAAACAAAUGCUGUUUAACAGUCUUAGAAAGAAAGUAAGAAAGAAAGAAAGAAAGGUGUGAUAUUCUUCUGUUUAGUAUUGUCUUUUGCUGCUGCAUAUGUUGAAAUGCAUCAGUUCAGGGACUGAGGAAUGUACAAUAUCUUUGUGUUAUUGGUCUGUUGAUAACAUGGUAGCAGUGCAGUCCCCCUCUGUUUUUCCCCAUAGUCUGAGGUCAUGAUCUGGCAGGGUGAGGUGAGGAUUCAAGUCUGGGUCAAGGUAAUAUAAACAGGGAGCUAACCCACAUGGGGAGCUUUAACCCGACCCCACCUGUUUCCCCACAUCCCACUGGCAUCUUAUCAGCAAUAUCUCUGUGGUGCACAAACAGCCUUAAAGACAUACUGCAGGUAGGGGACUAACUUGCAGACAUAAUUCCUGUGAGGAAACAUAAGGCAGGCUGAGGGAAAAGCAUACAUUUUCUACAAAACGGGAAUAAAAUUGAUCAGAAAAUAAAUUAAAAAAUAAAGUCAAUACAGUCUAUGUAUCCACACAAUCAGCCUUCAUGUGACUGAUCUAAGAGCUGCUUUAUAUUCAGCAUCAUAGUGCUGAGUCUUCGUUCUUUGCUGUUCCUGCUUCUGGAGAGAGCUGUUAAUAUUCACAAAUGCUGCAGUGAAUGAAGGAACACACUGUAAAUCUUCCGGCUGAGUGGCAUUUCCUUCUAUACUGCACCCUCCUGUUGUGCAACUACAACUAUCCUCUGGUGCUAAUUACAGCCAAACCCUCCAGAAGAGAGGAUUAAUUGUAGUCUGUCACAAAUUACCAUUCUGAAGUUACUGUACUGUGGGCAGUCGGUUGUGUUUUCUUGUUACAUUAUUUAUUUUAGUGGAAUUUUUAGUUUGACCAA
Messenger RNA from Sphaeramia orbicularis (orbiculate cardinalfish), 3734 nucleotides. Its product is annotated as aminoacylase-1A. The transcript is spliced from 15 exons. Lineage: Eukaryota; Metazoa; Chordata; Actinopteri; Kurtiformes; Apogonidae. The coding region runs from base 175 to 1434 and encodes 419 amino acids. Gene Ontology annotation, molecular function: aminoacylase activity. Gene Ontology annotation, biological process: amino acid metabolic process. The record is from RefSeq and is a predicted model, not a curated record. Gene Ontology annotation, cellular component: cytoplasm.